CCAAAAAAAAAAAAUUACAAUGGCUACAAUCACAUCCACGUCGGUGACCACGGUGGCAAACAAAAUUCCCAAAUAAGUUGAAGAAAAAACCCUAGAAAAAUUGGAAGCCAGAAAAAUUAGAUACUGUUUUGAGAUAUUCCAACUAUAAAUACAGAAACUUUUUUUCACGUAGAGAUCACAAUUGAGAAGUUUUUUCAAAGUAUUAAUUUUUUCACAAACUUUUUUAUUAUUAGCAGAAAGAUGAUUAGGGCUUUUGUUGGGAGCAUAAUAAGAAAGGGUCUCUCAGUAUUGUUUGUAGCAAUAAAGGGAAGUGGUAGUUCAGAAGAACAUUUGAUGUAUUUCAAUGAUGAAGUUGAUGAUGAAACUGUGGAAGGGUAUUUCACUGUUCUUGCCACAAAGGGCAAAGAAACAAGAAGGUUCAGUGUUGAGUUAGAUUGCUUGACUGAUCCUGCAUUCUUGGGACUUCUUGAUCAAGCUGAAGAAGAGUAUGGCUUCAGACAGAAAGGAGCUAUUUCUGUUCCUUGUAGGCCUCAAGAACUUCAGAAGAUUCUAGAUGAUAUGAAAGCAUAGACUUCAAUCAAGAAGCUAAGCUUCAUAUAUGUGCAUCUUGUUAAUUAAUUAAGAUAAUCAACUACUAAUUAAUACUACUACUAUAGUUUAACAGUUGGCUAAGGAUUAUACCAAUUACCAACAAGUAUUACUUGCUCACUUUAAUCUUUAGUCAAUUGGUUGUUAAGUUUCUCUUGAAAUCAAUAAAACUAUACUUGUGUAUGCA
This is a messenger RNA of Arachis ipaensis, 775 nucleotides long. Its product is annotated as auxin-induced protein X15-like. Gene Ontology annotation, biological process: response to auxin. Lineage: Eukaryota; Viridiplantae; Streptophyta; Magnoliopsida; Fabales; Fabaceae. The record is from RefSeq and is a predicted model, not a curated record.